AGACAGUGUAGUUCCUGACUGUCCUGUGCAGCUUCCUCCGCUGAUCCACGGGCUGUGGACUCCAGCCACUGUCACACAUUUCAUCCAUCUCUGUGCAACGAAGUUUCCCAUUGACCUCCACAAAUCUGACUCAACUCCAACUUCUUCUCCACCUUCCAGAUAUUCAGUGCGAGUUUGGACUCCCCUUUGUCCCCUUCAUCACUCAUCAUGAUGCGUUACUGGGGAGAGAUCCCCGGACCUGCAGGAGCUCCCCCCAGUCGCAGCUCUUUUGAUUUACUCCAGCGUGAGUUUCGCUCGGUGGAGAUGCAGGACCCUCCCCUGCACCAGCCCUCAGCCCAGCGUCCUCGGCCCACCACAAUGCUUGACAUCCCCUCGGAGCCCUGCAGCCUCACUAUCCACACAGUCCAGCUGUGUCAGCAUACCCGCCGCCUCCGUGGUCUCUUGGCAGCGGCCCAAGCCCAGGCUCAGGGUCAAAGCUCAGCAUCCUCCGAAGGUGGCAGCAGGCUGGAGGAGGCUGAUACCAACCUGCCCCUGCGUCCUCCCACCCCGCCUGUCAUGCCAGAUGAUCUGCUACCUGUGGACAGCAAAGCCCCGCGGCAGCCCUUCCAGCUCCGCCACAGUGACCCUGAAAGUGACUUCUAUAAGGGUAAAGGCGAGCCUGUCACAGAGCUGAGUUGGCCCUCCUGCAGGCAGCUCCUCUACCAGUCAGUGGCGACAGUCUUGGCCCAUGCCGGCUUUGAGUCGGCCCAGGAAAGCGUGCUGGAGACUCUGACGGACCUGGUCCAUGAGCAUUACUUGCGCGUCACCCAUCUGCUGCGGGUAGCGGUGGACCGGGAGGCUCGUCUCGGAGCCAGUCCCUUCCCGGACGUGGUUGAACAAGUGUUCCACGAGGUGGGCAUCGGCAGCGUGCUGGCCCUGCAGCGCUUCUGGCAAGUGCGGAUCAAGGACUAUCACAGCUACAUGCUGCAGGUGAGUAAGGAUCUGUCGGAGGAAUACGAACGACUUGUGAACCCAGAGAAGGCUCUUGAGGACUCCAAACCCCUGAGGAUCAAGGAGGAGCCCAUGAGUGACAUCUCCUUCCCUGUUAGCGAGGAGCCCGAGGCCGACCUGGCCUCCGGGGACCAAGCUCUGCCCAUGGGAGUCCUCGGGGCCCACGGUGAGAGGCUAGCUUCAGGCCUGGAUGGUGACCAUUCUCCUCACACAUCAGGAGGAGGCGGGGCCAACAACUCGCCACUGUGGCCAGUAAAAAUGGAGCCUCAGGAUGGCGAGGAGGGCCAGGGCUCCGGCCACCAUCACCAUCACCACCACCACCAUCACCACAGCGUGCUGGGCGGAGAUGUGUUCGAGGAUGGGGGUCCCAUGUCGACCAUGAGCGAGUCAGGAGGAGCCAUGGCGCCCUCUCCCGGGGGCGCGGUGUCAGACGGCAGCUACGCUUCGCAUUCGCCAGACUCCUUGAUGGGGACCUCGCCCGUCUUCAACCAGAGACCCAAGAAACGGGCGAAGAAGAUGUGAGGACACGUUUGAGAUCAUAGACUGACUGAGACGCUAACGUCAGAAACAAACUGAACUGACCUGGAAAACAAUAUUUUGUAGUUGUAGUUUUUUUUGUAUAGUUUCUCUAAAAAAAUAGCUGAAAAUAUUUGCAUGAAAUUUAUUCAUGUGGUUUA
Messenger RNA from Larimichthys crocea (large yellow croaker), 1667 nucleotides. It is a transcript of the gene supt7l, whose product is annotated as SPT7 like, STAGA complex subunit gamma. The transcript has 5 exons. Gene Ontology annotation, cellular component: SAGA complex. Gene Ontology annotation, molecular function: transcription coactivator activity; protein heterodimerization activity. Lineage: Eukaryota; Metazoa; Chordata; Actinopteri; Sciaenidae. Bases 208 to 1512 code for a protein of 434 amino acids. The record is from RefSeq and is a predicted model, not a curated record.